This is a messenger RNA of Elephantulus edwardii (Cape elephant shrew), 3786 nucleotides long. RefSeq names its product insulin receptor substrate 4 (gene IRS4). Gene Ontology annotation, biological process: insulin receptor signaling pathway. NCBI's taxonomy places the organism in Eukaryota, Metazoa, Chordata, Mammalia, Macroscelidea, Macroscelididae. The record is from RefSeq and is a predicted model, not a curated record. The coding region runs from base 1 to 3786 and encodes 1261 amino acids. Gene Ontology annotation, molecular function: phosphatidylinositol 3-kinase binding; insulin receptor binding. The transcript has a single exon. Gene Ontology annotation, cellular component: plasma membrane; cytosol.
AUGGCGAGUAGCUCCUUCGCUCGCGACCAAGCGACAAGGAGUCUGAGAGCAGCAGCAGCAGCUCCACCAGCAGCGGCGACCACCCGGGUUCCUUCUUCCGGAACCCGGACCGCACUCAUUGGGACCGGGUUGUCUUGUCCGAGAGCCAUGUGGCUCUCGCUGGCCACUGGCUCUCGGCCAUGCUCGGACUCCGAGGAAGAAGACUUGCCCGUCGGGGAUGAAGUCUGCAAACGCGGCUACCUGCGGAAGCACAAGCAUGGGCACCGACGCUACUUCGUGCUUAAACUCGAGACCGCUGACGCCCCGGCGCGGCUGGAAUACUAUGAAAAUGCCAGGAAGUUCCGGCACAGUGUCCUCGCCGCGGAGGCUGCAGUUGCAGCGGCAGCCUCGGGCGCCGCGGUGCCCGCGCUCAUCCCACCGCGACGAGUGAUCACCCUGUACGAGUGCUUCUCGGUCAGCCAGCGAGCCGACGCCAGGUACCCAUACCUCAUUGCCCUUUUCACCCAGGACGAGUACUUUGCAAUGGUGGCCGAGAACGCGUCGGAGCAGGAGAGCUGGUACUUGCUGCUCAGCCGCCUCAUCCUCGAGAGCAAGCGCCGCCACCGCCGCGGCACGCUGGGCGCGCAGCCCGGGCAGCAGGGGGGCGCGCUGGCGGCCGCAGCGGCGGUGGAGCCACCCUUCUACAAAGAUGUGUGGCAGGUAGUCAUCAAACCCAAGGGGCUGGGGCAGAGAAAAGAGCUGAGCGGCGUGUUCCGGCUUUGCCUGACUGACGAGGAGGUUCUGUUUGUGAGGCUCAACACUGAAGUGGCUAGCCUGGUGGUGCAGCUCCUGAGCAUCCGUCGCUGCGGGCACUCGGAGCAGUAUUUCUUUUUGGAAGUUGGCCGAUCCACUGUCACUGGCCCAGGAGAACUGUGGAUGCAGGUCGAGGACUGUGUGGUAGCCAAAAACAUGCAUGAGCUGUUUCUGGCGAAGAUGAGAGCCCUGUGUGCAGAUGAAUAUAGAGUCCGCUGCCGCUUCAUUGGCACCCACCUGUUAACCCUGCUGUCCGCUAGGAGGCACAUGAACCCGCAGCCCGUCCGGCUCCGUGGCUGGUUCCUAAGGUCCAGGCUUAACUUUCGCAACCUGGGGGCCCUCCGCGACAGGGAAGACCUAAGGCACCUUACCAGGCGUUAUAUCUCCUACAGCGAACGGAUACGCCCCUCCAGGCGAAGAAGAAAACACCUGAGCAGAAUGCGCAGGUCCCGGAGAGCACUGUCAGUGCCAGCCAACUGUUUUCGCUACUUAACAGUUGGCCCAAUGCUUGCCCCUGCAGCCGCCCCCAACGAUGGCGCUUGCCUGUCUUCUGAAGCAUCUGGUUCUGGUAACUCUGGGGAGGAAGGCAAUCCUCAGGGCAAUGAAAGUCAGGAAGGAAAUGGAGGCGACUACAUGCCCAUGAACAACUGGGGGUCAGGAAAUGGCCAGGGCUCAGGAGGUGGCCAGGGCUCAAGUGGCCAGGGCUCCAGUAGCCAGGGCUCAGGAGGAAACCAGUGCUCCGGUGGGGGCCAGGGCUCUGGAGGUGGCCAAGGCUCUGGAGGUGGUCAGGGCUCAGGCGGUGGCCAGGGAUCUGGAGGUCAGGGUGCAAGAGGAAACCAGUGCUCUGGAAGUGGUCAGGGCACUGCAGGUGGCCAGGGCUCAGGCAGCGGCCAGGGGGCUGGAGGUGGCCAAGGCUCAGGUGGUGGCCAGGGGCCUGGAGGUGGCAAGGACUCUGGAGGUGGCAAGGGAUCAGGUAGUGGAAAAGGCUCUGAUGGCAGUGAUGACCAUGGAAAAUCCCUGAAGAAAAAAUCUUACUUUGGCAAAUUAACUCAAAGCAAGCAACAGCAAAUGCCACCACCUCCACCCCCACCUCCAGCUCCUGGAGCAACUGGUGGGAAAGGGAAAUCUGGAGGCAGGUUCCGACUUUACUUUUGUGCAGACAGAGGAGCCACAAAAGAACGCAAAGAAACUAAAGAUGUCAAAGAAGCAGAGACCCCAGAAGGUGCAGCUCGAUGCCACCACAGAGCCAGAGCUCUUGAUGAGGAUGAGGAUGACCCAUAUGUGCCAAUGAGGCCAGGGGUUGCAGCCUCUCUGGCAUGCUCCAGUGAUUAUAUGCCAAUGGCCCCCCAAAAUGCCUCUGUUUCAAAACGCCAUUCCCGGUCACCCUUUGAAGAUUCCAGAGGGUACAUGAUGAUGUUUCCCAGAGUGAGCCCUCCACCUGCACCGAGUCCCCCCAAAACACCUGAGGCUAACAAAGAGGAUGCUUCAAAGGACAAUGACAGUGAGAGUGAUUACAUGUUUAUGGCUCCUGGAGCUGGUGCAAUUCCAAAAAACCCCAGAAAUCCUCAAGGUGGCUCUUCUUCUAAAAGUUGGAGCUCCUACUUCUCUCUGCCAAACCCUUUCCGGAGCUCCCAGUUGGGACAGAGUGAACACAGGGAGUAUGUGCCAAUGCUACCUGGAAAGUUCCUGGGGAGGGGUGCAGGCAAAGAAGCCUCGCUUAACUGGGGCCCCAAAGAUGCGCCUUCAGACCAACGGUCAUUUUCGAAGCCUGGAGAUAGGAGGUCACCCGCAAAGCCCGCAGAUGAGGGAUCUUCAAAGAACAAGACUAAGAGACCCAGCCGGCUUUUUUUCAUUGUAAAAGGACAGAAAUUCAAGUCCAAACCAGAAAAGCCCACACAUGAGCAGAGAGAAGCUGACAGCUCUAGUGACUACGUCAACAUUGACUUCACUAAAAGAGCUAGCAGUGCGCCAGUCCCCUUUACUCAAGGACUGCCAGAUUCGUGGGGCAUAGUGAUUGACCCCAGAUGGUCAGCUUGUUCUCAUUAUGUGAACGUUGAGCUUGGACAGCCACUGCGAAAUCCAGCAAACGACCUCAUAAAUCUUUUACGAGCUAUUCCAGGUGCCACUCCCCUAUCUCCAGACGGUGCUAGGUGGUCACUUCCUCUUCUGCCUCUCAGUGCCACAGGUGGCAACGCUUAUGAAGCGCGCGGCUACAUCGAAGUGAUUUUCCACCCCGCAAUGACACCCGCCGUGCCUUUAGGGGACCGUGCCAUUCGCUACGAUGCAAAAACGGGUCGAAUCUACGUGGUCGACCCGUUCUCUGAGUGCUGCAUGGACGUUUCGCUCUCCCCUAGCCGCUGCUCUGAACCGCCACCUGUAGCCAGGCUGCUCCAGGAAGAGGAGGAAGAAAGACGACGCCCCCGAAGCCGAUCUCAAGGGGUCUUUACAGGCACCAGAAGCGCUGUCUCUGCUUUUCCAACUGACAGCCUCGACCGACAUCUUUCUGCGGGCGCCGGCUCGGGUGCGGGCGCGGCCGCCUCUGGCUCUGCCGCUGCAGCUCCACCUUUAGCGGUGGGUCGCGCCUUAGCUGCAGCCUCUGCCCUGGCAGCAGCCCCAGGCAUGGGCGCCUCUGCUUCGGGCUGGGAAGCUGUUUCGGGCUUUGACUCCGCCUCCGCCCACUGGAUUCUACCUGUUGAUAAUGCUGCGGCAGCGGCUGCCGCGGAAGCCAUCAGAGGCUUCCAAAGCAUCCCUGGUAGCUGGAACCUCGAAGCCCAGUAUCCACCAGCGGGCCCUGACAGAGGUGACAAUCGGGCAAGGGGGGCUGCAGCCCGCGCACCCCCUCCACCACCUCGCCGCCGCCCAGUGCCCAGGCCUCCGGAGCCAGAAGAUGAUGAUGACGACGACGACAAUGACACCUAUGUGCGAAUGGACUUCGCCAACAAGAAGUUCCACUCUCCCAAAAGAGGUGGGUAUUGUGAGGGUUUAUUUCCCUAA